Messenger RNA from Acomys russatus (golden spiny mouse), 1018 nucleotides. RefSeq names its product ADP ribosylation factor like GTPase 15 (gene Arl15). NCBI's taxonomy places the organism in Eukaryota, Metazoa, Chordata, Mammalia, Rodentia, Muridae. The record is from RefSeq and is a predicted model, not a curated record. The coding region runs from base 234 to 893 and encodes 219 amino acids. The transcript has 6 exons. Gene Ontology annotation, molecular function: GTP binding; GTPase activity.
GGCUUUUUCAGGAGCUGCUCGUUCGCAGCCGGAGACGCUGCUUUUUUUUUUUUUCCGGGUUCGGAGCCAUUCCGGAUGCUUUAGGCUGCCGGAUGUCUGAUCUCCGGAUAACUGAGGCGUUUCUGUACAUGGAUUAUCUGGUCACAUUUUUUUUAUUGGGGUGAAAUUAGAGCUUUUUUCCUUUUGGUGGCUGGGAAGUACCCCCAGCUGAGGACCACAUCCGAUUAGACUCCAUGCUUCAUUUGAAUUGUGAUUCUGGACACAAGUCAAGGAUGACCGCUUGUUUUCGAGCACUUUGCUGCAAGGGACCACCACCUGCGCGCCCUGAAUAUGAUUUGGUUUGCAUAGGCCUCACAGGCUCUGGCAAGACCAGUCUGUUGUCUAAGCUCUGCAGCGAAAGCCCGGAAAACGUCGUGUCAACCACAGGCUUUAGUAUAAAGGCGGUGCCAUUCCAGAAUGCCAUCUUGAAUGUAAAAGAACUUGGAGGUAUAACUUUUACAAUCCUUUCUACAUCUGCCCUUGACUUUACAAGAGCUGAUAAUAUCCGGAAAUACUGGAGCCGCUACUACCAGGGAUCUCAAGGAGUAAUAUUCGUAUUAGACAGUGCGUCUUCGGAGGAUGAUUUAGAAACCGCGAGAAAUGAACUGCACUCUGCUCUCCAGCACCCACAGCUAUGCACUUUGCCCUUUUUGAUACUGGCCAAUCAUCAAGACAAGCCAGCAGCCCGCUCAUUACAAGAGAUCAAAAAGUAUUUUGAGCUUGAGCCCCUUGCACGUGGGAAGCGCUGGAUCCUGCAGCCCUGCUCUCUAGACGACACGGAUGCACUGAAGGACAGCUUCUCCCAGCUCAUAAGCUUGUUAGAAGAGAAAGGCCACGAGGCGAUGAGAAUGUGAAAGCUGACACAAAGUUCCCCCGAAACCCUUGAACCCAUCAUGGUAGCCUCCCACUCUGAUUUCAUGUUGGUGUCAAGACUGUCCUGGCUUAAGUAUCUAUUUUCCUCUAGCUAUUUCAGACUCUC